This is a messenger RNA of Mercurialis annua (annual mercury), 587 nucleotides long. RefSeq lists its product as uncharacterized. The record is from RefSeq and is a predicted model, not a curated record. Lineage: Eukaryota; Viridiplantae; Streptophyta; Magnoliopsida; Malpighiales; Euphorbiaceae. The coding region runs from base 90 to 587 and encodes 165 amino acids. The transcript is spliced from 2 exons.
UAGUUGAUCACUACAAUGUUUUAAACCUACCGUCCGACGAAAAAUCAGCGAAUUUAACGGAAGAAGAUAUCUCAAAAGCAUACAAGAAGAUGGCUUUGAAAUUGCAUCCUGACAAGAACCCUAAUGAUCCGAAUGCUCGUGCCAAUUUCCAAAAGCUUCUCUCGUCUUAUGAGAUUCUUAAGGAUCCGAGAACCCGAAAGCAAUUCGAUGAUCUUCUCCGACUCAAGCGUCAGCGGAAGACGGGAUAUGGUUUCGGGCUGAAAAAUUCCAAGCCGCCAGAGAAAGCGUCGCCGCCGGAUUCUGCUCACCAUCCUUCUCAAACUUGCGGAUUAGCAGCAGCUGCAGCAAUGCUGCAGAAAAUAGCAAGGUUCCUUGAAAUUGUUGAAAUUGUUGUUCGGAUAAUAGUAACUGUCCUAGAGGAAUUCAAGAAUUUAGAAGAGCCGGCGAAGAAAAAAUCUGGAUGGCAAUGGGGCGGGGUGGGGGUGGAGAAGCUAUCCCCAUCCCCGUCCCCACUUCUAUGGGGAAUUCUCAUCCCCGUCCCCAUUUAUUUGAUGGGGUUUAAUUCAUCCCCAUCCCCAUACCCGUGA